CCAUAUCCAGUCCUCCCACUUGCCCAAGAACGCACAUUUUCCAAAUACAAAACCGGUAGGCCCAUCUUCCUUUUCUUCUGGUGCUUCUUCUCCCUCUUGCUCUUCUUCUUCUCCCCCCAAGUCGAUAAAAAUACUUACCCUUCCACAAUCUCCAGCCACCGCAUCCACAAUGAAGCUCCCCCUCACUAUCAUCAGCAUGCUCGCCCUCAGCUCCGCGCUGACCCUCACUCCGCGCGACACGGAAGGCGACCCCGUCGUCGAGUGCGGCGAUCUAGACGUCAUGACCGUCGACCCCGCCGACCUCCCCGCGGGCGUCGCCCCCAGCGACGUCCGCGAAUGCCUGGACCACCCGCUCGGCCGGAACCGGCACGUCAAGGGCGCAUCGCUGGCGCCGCUCGACGCGGUGGAUGUCUCGUUCUGGAACAACAGCACAGUGGACACUGUCACGAGCACCGGCACCAGUCCCGUGGAGGCGCGUUCGGACGGCCUCGACGCCCUAGACAAGCGGUCGUGCUACAAGGACGCGCCGUACGGUUGCUCGGGCGGGUAUUGCUGGAAGGCCUGCGGAAACACGAACAAGGGAGAGUGGUGCUGGACGGCGGCAAAGGCCGGGCUGGGCGCCUGGAUCAAGUGCAGCAAGUGGCAGGACUGCGGGACGGCGACGUACGCGUGUGGGAGGGGAGGGUGUCCGGCUUGUGGGUGCGGUUGCUAGUGGGAAGGGUGGAUGGAUGCAUGGUCGAUGCGCUAUGAGGAGUAGUGUGGGCGUUGAGGUAGAUAGUUAGGGUCAAUGUUUGGCUGAUGGGCGGUGGAUAAGACGCG
This is a messenger RNA of Aspergillus uvarum CBS 121591, 819 nucleotides long. RefSeq lists its product as uncharacterized. The transcript has a single exon. The coding region runs from base 170 to 712 and encodes 180 amino acids. The record is from RefSeq and is a predicted model, not a curated record. Lineage: Eukaryota; Fungi; Ascomycota; Eurotiomycetes; Eurotiales; Aspergillaceae.